Molecule: messenger RNA, 10816 nt
Organism: Gigantopelta aegis
Lineage: Eukaryota; Metazoa; Mollusca; Gastropoda; Neomphalida; Peltospiridae
Product: Down syndrome cell adhesion molecule homolog
Exons: 29
Coding region: 1-5010 (1669 amino acids)
Biological process (GO): cell-cell adhesion
Molecular function (GO): protein binding; ATP binding; ATP-dependent protein folding chaperone
Source: RefSeq, a predicted model, not a curated record
AUGUCCGCCAUUAAAAGGGGAGACAAGCUUACGGAACGACAUGCUGUCGUGUUCUCUGUUGGUGCGGGCGUGUGUGCAGUGUCUGUGGUCGUCCUGGACCAGGAGACUAGCGAAGUCGUGGCGUCGCUUAGCGACAAUACUCUCGGUGGCGAUGACCUUGUACACAAACUUAUGCACCAUCUUUUGGGAGAAGCGAAAGACCAGAACUUCAGUUCCAAUGCAAUGUUUGUCCAAAAACUGAGACAUGAGGUGGAGUUUGUGCUCUACAAAUUUGGGAAAGAACCGAAACAUCCCAAGGUUAAAAUUAACGUGGAGUUGGGAAAAAAUAUAUUUUGUUCAGUUAUAACAAAUGAACAGUUUAAAAACUUCAGUCAGAGUAUAGCGGCCGACAACUGGCUGUACGUCCCACAAAGUAAAGCUGUGUUGAUUGGUGAAGAUGUUCUGCUCAACUGUGUGGUCCGGAGUGAUGACCAAAGCCCCAUUGUUUACUCCUGGUACCAGGGAAACCAGUCUAUUCCCGAACACUUCUCUCUCUAUGCAAACCACUCACUUCUCAUUCCACGAAUCACACACAACGAACUCGGGACCUACUACUGUACUGUCGUCAGUAAUAGCUCCCGGAUUAUCUCCCCUGAAGCAGCUGUGAUAGAAGCUUAUAUCAGUGAAUUUCUUGUUCACCCGCAAUCAGUAAGGACUGCUGAAAAGGAUGUUGUCACUUUUGAAUGUGUCAGUGGUGAGAGCGCCCCCUAUCCCGAUGUCUUCUGGGAGCUGAAUGGGGUUAGAUUCAAGGGAGGUAACCAGUCCCGCACAACAUACGGUGAUUAUGAUGAGACUGGUCUUCGUAUCCAGUACUCCCUCAAGCUGGUACUGGUUCUGGAGACUCAGUUUGUUGGGGUUAUUCGAUGUGCUGCAGAGAACCGUGUUCUAGGAAAGUCGGUUUAUAGCCACAGUGCCAACAUCACAAUAGCAGCAACGCCCGGUUCUCCAGUGAUUGAGAUCCCUCCCCCACCGCGAGUGGUGGUUUCCCGGGGUUGGCCCGUGAUGUUACCAUGCUCUGUCACUGGCUACCCAUGGGCACGCACCGUGUGGUUCAAAGAUGGAGUCUUCAUCGACGGGUCAGCCAACAGUUAUGUCGCUGCUAACGGAAGUUUUAUAUUUGUCUCCGUUUCGGCUGCUGAUUCAGGAAUUUACAUCUGUAAAGGAGUCAACUCGGUUGGAGAGACGACGUCACCAACAUGUAAUGUCACAGUGACAUAUUUAGACAUUGCUUUCCCUGUGGAACCAGAGGGACUGACAGUGUUUGCAGGGCAGUCUGCCACCCUGCACUGCACGCCUCCGGACAGCUACCCUCCAGCCAGUGUGAGCUGGUACAAGGACUAUCAGCCAAUCACAGCCGCUGUUUCUCAGAGUGUCACGGACACUGUCAUCAGCACGGUGUCAGCCAUGUCUGUUUUGCGGACAGGAAGUGGAGGCUGGAACCUGUUUCUUCCUUCUGUACAGAAGAGUGAUGCUGGCCGGUACUUCUGUGUCGCAAUCAACAGUCUGUCCUCACCAACCAGUCGAACUUCACCACUAGCUCUCUUACAUGUUGUAGGUGCUCCAACCAUAACAGAGCCACCAGUGGAUACCAGGAUUGUCAAGGGCAGACUACUCCAUUUGGUUUGUCGUGUGGAGGCCGAUCCGACUCCUGAGAUAGAUUGGAAGUUUCUUGGACAGAGUUUGAAAGCUUCUGCCCAUGUUUCAUUCAGGGAUAGAAAACAGGAGUUGUACAUCAGCAACAUGAACAAGGCGUGGGACGGAGUGUUCACCUGCCUAGCAACCAACAAAUAUGGCAGCAAGACAGUGGAGGCUACAGUCACUGUGAUUGUUCCCCCAGUAACACUGAACCCGAUUGGUCACCUCAUUGUGAAGGCCGGACAACAGCUUCUUCUGCCCUGUGACGUGUAUGGUAUUCCCACACCAACACUAACAUGGUUCCAUGACGGCCUCGAACUUGAGCCACGCAAGGGAAUGGUUUUCCUAGAGAGUGCUCUGUUUAUAAAUAGUGUCGUUGAAGAAGACAGAGGAACAUAUUCUUGUUCAGCUCAAAACGAAGCCGGGAGUACACAAGCCUCUGGGAAUAUCACAGUUUUGUUACCUCCAUCUAUUACCCAAGGUCCUCAAGAUACAGAGGUUCUGAUUGGUCAGUCAGCAGUUUUCUCCUGUUCUGUCCAUGCUUAUCCAAAGCCGACUGUGGAUUGGCUGUACAACUCCAGCUUGGCCCUCCCAGAAGGUGUGUCAGUAGAGUCACAUGACUUGAAAAUCCAAUCGGUGAGCUGGAAGAAUGUGGGCGUGUACACCUGUGUGGCCAACAACUCGGAAGGAAGUGUGAACAAAUCUGCCGUACUGAAAAUUACUGUGCCACCUCACAUCAUGGAAGUACAGGGAUCAGUAGCUGUGGAUACUGGCGAGGCUAUCAAACUGACGUGUGUGUUUGGAGGUGUACCUCAACCGUCAGUCAAGUGGAUGCAUCAAGGGGAGAUAAUCAAGACAAGUCUGGAUGGAAGAAUCUCGUUUCCUUCUCAAGACGUGCUUCUAGUGAAGUUUUCAACUAACACAGACGCUGGUGUCUACAGCUGUCAUGUUGCCAACAGUGUUGGAAGUGCUGUAAAGAAGAUUACAGUUUAUGUCAUAGAGCCCCCGUACCCACCGGUUCUGACGUCUGCUGUUGCCGUGUCGAUGUCCUCCAUCUACCUGGAGUGGCUGCCCAACACACAGGAGCCGAUGACCAACGUCACAGGGUAUGCUGUCCACAUGAAGAAACUCGUUGAAGAAGAUUUUCUCACAUUUCCUGGGCGACUGUCCCCUCAACUGACCAGUUAUGAAGUGGAAGAGCUGAAGCCUGGAACAGAAUACAUCUUCACCGUGUCCGCUGUGAACACCGCCGGUCUCGGGAAACCCAGCAACGCUUUGAGUGUCAAAACAUUCGAGUCAGGACCAUCUGAGCCAAGGUUUUUUGAGGUAAAAGCCACUGAUUCAACAAGCAUCAGUUUGUUUUGGGAGGUUCCGUCCGUUGAGAAUGGAGAGGUCCGCCUCUACCAGCUGCAGUCCUGGGAGAAGUCAUUGCCACACAAUACUACGUCUGUGGACAUUGUGAACCCGACAAUGCCUAGUCAGGAAUACAUGAUAAAGAAUCUUCAUCCACACACAGCCUAUGUGAUGAGAGUGCGGGCUGCAAACAUAGAAGGGUCCAAUACUCUAUGGGGAAACUUCACUCAGACAAUAGAAGCACAGACAGACAUAGCAGCUCCAUCAGUGGCCCCCACAGGACUUGAAGUGACCACAGUUGACCCCUACACUGUACAGAUUAAGUGGACUCCCCUGACUAAUUGGGAAGAAAAUGGUCCGAUGAUUGGCUACAGAGUUACCUACAAACAACAAGGUCACGUGACUAUUGUGGAGAAAAUGGUUUCCAAUGCAACCACUACUGUUGUUUCGCAGUUGUCUCCCUGGACAGAGUACUCUUUUGUGGUGGAGGCUGUGAACUCUGCUGGCCGUGGACCUCCUAGUGAUGUCACUGGUGUACGCACCCUUCCUACAGCUCCAACAGCAGCUCCACAAAAUGUACAAGUGAAGCUGAUAUUUGACACAACUAUCACAGUCACAUGGCAGCCUCCACCUACGGAUGAGCAGAACAGUGAACUAGCUGGCUAUUUUCUCCAAUACCGUCGAACAGGAGAUCUGACAUGGAAGCCCACAAGUACCACAUCGUCACAUACGAGGGAUUAUAACAUCAGUGACCUUGAUUACUGGACGGAAUAUGAGAUUGAAGUUGCUGCUUACACAAACCAAGUUACACCGGGACUAGGGUCAUUCUCUGAUGUUGUCCAUAUCAAAACAGACCAGGGAACACCUGGUCCUGUGGAGAUUUCAUUCAUCAAUGCAACAUCAUCAUCAGUCUACCUGGACUGGUUGCCACCAAAGAAAGCAAAUGGAAAAUUGACUUACUAUCACGUCAUUUAUUAUGUAGUUCACAGCAGUCACAAUCAGUCAACAUCUGAGUUGGGAUAUGUUGGAAACACAUCUGUUAAAGUUUCACAAGUCACCCUCUUUGACCUUGAACCUGAUACCACAUACAAGAUCUUCGUGUUUGCCAACACUGCAGCAGGGGAGGGAACUCCAUUGAUUGUUCUCCAAAAGACAGACCAAGAUACUCUCCUGCCACCAUCUACCGAGUAUAUAACCACUGAUUCAUUAGAGAGCUCGACAGGACAUCUCGUCGGUUCGAUGGACGACAAUACCAAACAACGACUUGCAGUCAUUGUUGCUGGGAGUCUCACAGGGGGGAUAAUCAUGCUUUUUAUUCUGGCGUUGAUUAUAUAUCGGUGUCUCCGGAAAAGAAGAGAAGAGAUAAGAAAAUACAUGACAUCCGCUGUGUCUGGGAUCAAGAUCAGUCGGCGUUCCAGUAGCACGUACGACAGACAUUUUGAUGAAGCUGUUGAUGAAUCUGCUUGUGACAUCAGUCCGAGUCCAUCACCUUCCCACAGUGCUCAGGACAGCAGGACAGACUAUGGCAGCUGUGAUGUUAAGAUUGAGUCGACAGCCACUUGUGAGCAAACUACUGCAGUGGUCACACCAUAUUCAACAAGUGCCCCACAGAAUCAGACGGAAGUACUGGACGUUUCUGCUCUUGACAAGCCAGGCAUUAGACGGAAAUCCAACAGUUUUCGCGAAGAUCUCGUCAGAAAUAAAACAGAUCCUGUUUUUACCACAUCAGACCGCGAGAACCCAGGAUACCAUGACGACACAUAUGCAGCUACCCUACCUCGACCACGCACAACGAAUCACAUGUCAGCAGACGAAUUCUACUCACAGAUGUUGACGAUGCCUCGUAAGAACCGCAUGCGAAGUGAGAGCGCCGCUGCGAUUGCCGUCCUGAGAAACAGUACUAUGAAUGUCACCACCAGCGAUACGGAAUCCCUCGUCACAAACGAAGUUGUUGUGGUUUUCAAAGAGAGAACGGUGUUGUAGUGGUCAAAGAUUCCCACACGCCUCUAUUCUGAAACAUCUUUGCAAUACUGUAUUGUUCGUUUUUGUCCCAAACUUCCAUCAAACAGUUCAUGGCUUGAACUUAACGACAGCACCAUUGUUGAGAUAUAAAUUGCCGUAGGUCGGGACUAUUAUGCUCCUCAAUGAUGGCAAAAUGUUUACACCUGGUAUACAUUAGCUGCCAGUAUAUGACAUUAGCUGCCAGUAUAUGACAUUAGCUGCCAGUGUAUGACAUUAGCUGCCAGUGUAUGACAUUAGCUGCCAGUGUAUGACAUUAGCUGCCAGUGUAUGACAUUAGCUGCCAGUGUAUGACAUUAGCUGCCAGUGUAUGACAUUAGCUGCCAGUGUAUGACAUUAGCUGCCAGUGUAUGACAUUAGCUGCCAGUAUAUGACAUUAGCUGCCAGUAUAUGACAUUAGCUGCCAGUAUAUGACAUUAGCUGCCAGUAUAUGACAUUAGCUGCCAGUGUAUGACAUUAGCUGCCAGUAUAUGACAUUAGCUGCCAGUAUAUGACAUUAGCUGCCAGUAUAUGACAUUAGUACAUUUAAAAUAGGUCUACAUAGGCCUACAGUAAAAUAACAUUUCAGUAUUUAUUUGCUGCAAAAGUCUUCUUUUUUUCAGUUGCCAUGGGCUUUAAAUUGCCAUCGGUGGGCAGUUUCAUCCACAGCAAUUUUGUUUUUAAAUUGCCGUGGGAGACAAAUUCUUAUGUUGGAGUCCUGCCGUUUGAGCAUCAGAGUGUGUCAGUUUGAGAUACAGUGUCAGUUUGAGCAUCGGAGUGUGUCAGUUUGAGAUACAGUGUCAGUUUGAGCAUCGGAGUGUGUCAGUUUGAGAUACAGUGUCAGUUUGAGCAUCGGAGUGUGUCAGUUUGAGAUACAGUGUCAGUUUGAGCAUCGGAGUGUGUCAGUUUGAGAUACAGUGUCAGUUUGAGCAUCGGAGUGUGUCAGUUUGAGAUACAGUGUCAGUUUGAGCAUCGGAGUGUGUCAGUUUGAGAUACAGUGUCAGUUUGAGCAUCGGAGUGUGUCAGUUUGAGAUACAGUGUCAGUUUGAGCAUCGGAGUGUGUCAGUUUGAGAUACAGUGUCAGUUUGAGCAUCGGAGUGUGUCAGUUUGAGAUACAGUGUCAGUUUGAGCAUCGGAGUGUGUCAGUUUGAGAUACAGUGUCAGUUUGAGUAUCAGAGUGUGUCAGUUUGAGAUACAGUGUCAGUUUGAGCAUCAGAGUGUGUCAGUUUGAGGUACUGCAUAGUGUUGCUCUUGCUGGAAAUGAAGGUUUCUUUAAUGAGUUUUCAGUGCAUAGCUUACGCUGCAGCUGUUAGGUGUCUAACAAUGGUAAAUGGGAAAACAGUAAUGGUUCUUUAAUGGCACCCCAGCACAUUAUUGACUCUGUUGUAGUUAGGUGUCUAACAAUGGUAAAUGGGAAAACAGUAAUGAUUCUUUAAUGACACCCCAGCACAUUGUUGACUCUGUUGCAGUUAGGUGUCUAACAAUGGUAAAUGGGAAAACAGUAAUGAUUCUUUAAUGGCACCCCAGCACAUUGUUGACUCUGUUGUAGUUAGGUGUCUAACAAUGGUAAAUGGGAAAACAGUAAUGGUUCUUUAAUGACACCCCAGCACAUUGUUGACUCUGUUGCAGUUAGGUGUCUAACAAUGGUAAAUGGGAAAACAGUAAUGAUUCUUUAAUGGCACCCCAGCACAUUGUUGACUCUGUUGUAGUUAGGUGUCUAACAAUGGUAAAUGGGAAAACAGUAAUGGUUCUUUAAUGGCACCCCAGCACAUUGUUGACUCUGUUGUAGUUAGGCAUCUAACAAUGGUAAAUGGGAAAACAUUAAUGGUUCUUUAAUGGCACCCCAGCACAUUGUUGACUUUGUUGUUGUUAGGCAUCUAACAAUGGUAAAUUUAAGAAAGGACAUAUUUGUUUAAUGACACCCAGGACAUUGUUAAGUCUGUUGCUGUUUGGUGUGAACUGUAUAGUACUUAACUGUCAAAUCUGUAUAACAUGGCCACCAAAUGGAUAAUCAAAAGGUGGUAUUUUAAAGCAGGUGGCUGCUUAAUAUGGGUGGCCUCUUGAGAAGGUUUGAGUGUUCUAUUAUGAUAUUUUUGAGACUGAAAGAAAAGGUAUGUUGUUUCAAUAUAGGUUAUUAUUUGUGAUUAGCAACAAGUUGUUUUGUUACCUGCAUUUAUUCAGACAGGAUUUGGUGGACCACACAUUGCUGUAAAACUGUACAUUUUCUUGGAUAGGAUGUCAUGGACCACACAUUGCUGUAAAACUAAAUUUUCUAACAGUAUGUCAUUGCUAUAAAACUCUAUAUUUUCUCAGACAGGAUUCAUGGACCACACAUUGCUGUAAAACUUCACAUUUUCUAAGACAGGAUUCAUGGACCACACAUUGCUGUAAAACGUCACAUUUUCUAAGACAGGAUUCAUGGACCACACAUUGCUGUAAAACUUCACAUUUUCUAAGACAGGAUUCAUGGACCACACAUUGCUGUAAAACUAAAUUUUCUAACAGUAUGUCAUUGCUAUAAAACUUCACAUUUUCUAAUACAGGAUUCAUGGACCACACAUUGCUGUAAAACUUCACAUUUUCUAAGACAGGAUUCAUGGACCACACAUUGCUGUAAAACUUCACAUUUUCUAAGACAGGAUUCAUGGACCACACAUUGCUGUAAAACUUCACAUUUUCUUAGAUAGGAUUUCAGUGGCCACACAUUCCUGUAAAACUACAUUUUUCCAUCUAUGAUUUCAUGGACCACACAUUCCUGUAAAACUGCACAUUUUCUCAGAUAGGAUGUUGGGGACCAUACACUGAAGUAAAACUGAAACAGUUUCUUAGACAGGAUGUCAUGGACAACACAUUGCCAUAAAACUACACGUGGAUUAGUCUGUAAAGUUGUCAUAUUUUGUUUCUUACUUGCAGAAGUUGCAGUAGAUAGACUACUUAAAGAACUGAUCCCUUCAGAGGAGGCAUUCAUAUUAUUUGUAAAUGUAUAUUGAACCAUAUCUUGCCAACAGUAAAGUAGUAAUCCAUGUGUAAUGCUUUCAUGGUGUUCUGAACUCACUCAUUUCUAGUCCAUGCCACAUAGCUUAGCCAGCUGUUGUUCCUGGUUAUCCAGCUCAUACCCUAUGGUGUACCCAGUUCAUGGUAUACCCCACUCACUUUCUUUGGUGUACCCAGCUCAUGUUCUAUGACAUACCCUAUUCAUGUUCUGUUUUAUCCAGGUCAUAAGUCAUAGUGUAUCCAGGUCAUGUCUCGUGGUGUAUCAUGGUCAUGUGCCUUGAUGUACCCAGGUCAUGUGUCGUGGUGUAUCACGGUCAUGUUCCUUGGUGUAUCCAGCUCAUGUGUCAUGGUGUACCCAGCUCAUGCCUCAUGGUGUACCCAGCUCAUGUACUGUACUGUAUUUAACCCAUGCCCUAUGGUGUACCCAGCUCAUGUACAGUAAUGUAUUUAACCCAUGCCCUAUGGUGUACCCAGCUCAUGUACAGUAAUGUAUUUAACCCAUGCCCUAUGGUGUACCCAGCUCAUGUACUGUAAUGUAUUUAACCCAUGCCUCAUGGUGUACCCAGCUCAUGUACUGUAAUGUAUUUAACCCAUGCCUCAUGGUGUACCCAGCUCAUGUACUGUAAUGUAUUUAACCCAUGCAUCAUGGUGUACCCAGCUCAUGUACUGUAAUGUAUUUAACCCAUGCACCAUGGUGUGCCCAGCUCAUGUACUGUAAUGUAUUUAACCCAUGCCUCAUGGUGUGCCCAGCUCAUGUACUGUAAUGUAUUUAACCCAUGCCUCAUGGUGUGCCCAGCUCAUGUACUGUAAUGUAUUUAACCCAUGCCCUAUGGUGUGCCCAGCUCAUGUACUGUAAUGUAUUUAACCCAUGCCCUGUGGUGUGCCCAGCUCAUGUACUGUAAUGUAUUUAACCCAUGCCCUGUGGUGUACCCAGCUCAUGUACUGUAAUGUAUUUAACCCAUGCCCUGUGGUGUACCCAGCUCAUGUACUGUAAUGUAUUUAACCCAUGCCCUGUGGUGUACCUAGCUCAUGUACUGUAAUGUAUUUAACCCAUGUCCUGUGGUGUACCCAGCUCAUGUACUGUAAUGUAUUUAACCCAUGCCCUGUGGUGUACCCAGCUCAUGUACUGUAAUGUAUUUAACCCAUGCCCUAUGGUGUGCCUAGCUCAUGUACUGUAAUGUAUUUAACCAGCUUCUCUACAGUCGUGAUUUCAUGAUGUAACAUCUUAGAUUUUAGAUACAGUAUUAUAGUUAAAUCAAUAGUGUAACCAUCAUUUUUACAACAUUGUAAAUAGUUUCGUAAUGUACACAUGUAGCUAUUUUAUUUCAUAACGCAUCUAGCUCCAUGAAGUAACCAUCAUGUAGAUAUAUACAGUAAGGAAACUAGGUCGAUUGCUUAACCAUCUUAGGAACAUUAAUGUAGUUACAUUCCUGGUGUAACCAGCCUGUGUACAGUGGUAAUGUAGACUGAUUAUGCACUGUUGUGUAUCCAGCUCAAACACAGUAAAGUGGGUUAACAUCUUCUAUACUGUAAUAUAGCUAACUCCACGUGGUAACCAGUUUAUGCACAGUAUCAUUGUCAGCUCAUGGCCAAUUGUGUACUUAGCUCAAAUUCAGUACUAUAAUGUAGUUAGUUCUAUGGUGAAACCAUCUUCAGUAUAGUAGCUAUAAAUCUAUGGAGAAACUAGUGUAUGUCCAGUAACAGAAUAUGUGUGUAACCUUGUAGAAUAUUUUGAGUGUUUCAUUUUAUAGUCUAUAUUUACAAUUUUAUAUAUAUGAUAGUUAUAUUGGAAGUUAAUAUUGUAUGAAAACCGGGCUCAACCCUUAAUGUUUAUUCACAAACUCUGUUUAAAAAUGCCUUAAAAAAAUUGUUUGAGAUUUUUUACUUAUUUAUGGUGUUAUGAAUAGUUAAUUUUUCAGAACUUUUAAACUGUGAUAUCAAUGUUUGUAAAGUACAUUAUUCUGCGACUUAACUAUAAAGGCACUCAACAAGUACUUGUAGAAAAUAAUAUACUUCAAACUGGGAAAUUGGUCUUCAUCAAAAAUGUGUUAUAAAAUACAAAAUAAAUUCUUCUUUGAUGAUUAAUAUAAGAAGGCUGACUUAUCCUCUGUAUUUUAAAACAUUCAUUCAUUACAUAUUACAAUGGUCGAGAAAAUGUAAUUGUGAAGAAUUUCAUCUCAUAGCAUGUAUCAGUACUUAAUGUUAAUUCUAGCAAAUAGGUGAGAAUAUGUUUUACACUGAGCUUUCUGAAAUAUUACAGUUUGUUUUGUCUAUAACACUACUAGAGCACAUUGAUUAAUGAAUCAUCAGCUAGUGGAUGUCAAACAUUGGAUCAUUCUGACACCAUCUUCAGAGGAAACCCACAACAUGUUUCCUUCAGCAGCAGGGAUAUUUUAUAUGCACUUCCACAUAGAAUAGUACAUAUCACGGCUUUCGAUAUACCGUAGGCCAAAAUUUAAUCUAUUCUAAUUAAUAUUAAUAUUUGUGUUUGCUGUUUAAAAUAAUAUAUAUUUGAGUUGUAUGUUAAUAAAUCUUUGUGCAUUCUUUAUAUUAUAUAUUUAUGUGUGUUUGUUUGUACUUAUUUUCAUGCUUAUAUCCAAUUAAACCAGCUCUGGGUGGGAGCCGGUACUGGGGUGUGAACCCUGUACCUACCAGCCUUAUGUCCCAUGGCUUAACCACUAUGACACUGAGGCCAUUUAUAUAUGUCUGUCAUAAUUAUGUAUGUAUAAUACUAUGUAUGUGUAAACAUGUCAAUUAUGCAUUCACUUUGUGCCAAAUAAAACGUCUAUAAUAUGUA